UGCCCUCCCAAGCCAAGAGCCCCAGCCCAACCAUGCUCCACGGAGCAGAGCCAUAGAGAAGGCGCGGAGCAAAGGAAACAAGCGAGGCGAGGCGAGGCGAGAAAUAGUUUUCGCAGAGCCGUUAAGCUCACCUCCUUCGAGGCCGGCUGCUCCUCCACCUAAUCCCCUUCGCCUCGCCUCCCCGCCCACCGCCACCACCCGUCGAUGUCGGCCAUCAAGCCGCCGCCGCCUGACCGGCCGCCGCAGGCCGCGCGGCUGCCGUCCCCUUCCUCCUCCUCCUCGGCGGCGGCGGCGGCCAAGCAAGGCGGCACAGGCUCCCGCGGGCUGCUCAUGGGGCGCUACGAGCUGGGCCGCGUCCUGGGCAAAGGCACCUUCGCCAAGGUGUACCACGCGCGGCACGUGCAGACCGGGGAGAGCGUGGCCAUCAAGGUGCUCGACCGGGAGAAGGCCGUGCGGAGCGGCCUCGUCUCGCACAUCAAGCGCGAGAUCGCCGUGCUCCGCCGCGUGCGCCACCCCAACAUCGUGCACCUCUUCGAGGUCAUGGCCACCAAGACCAAGAUCUACUUCGUCAUGGAGCUCGUCCGCGGCGGCGAGCUCUUCUCCCGCGUCUCCAAGGGCCGCCUCAAGGAGGACAUUGCUCGCCGCUACUUCCAGCACCUCAUCUCCGCCGUCGGAUUCUGCCACACCCGCGGGGUCUUCCACCGGGACCUCAAGCCGGAGAACCUCCUCGUCGACGAGGCGGGCAACCUCAAGGUUUCCGACUUCGGCCUCUCCGCCGUCGCCGAGCCGUUCCAGCCAGAGGGUCUCCUCCACACCUUCUGCGGCACGCCGGCCUAUGUCGCCCCCGAAGUUCUCGCCCGCCGUGGAUACGAAGGCGCCAAGGCCGACAUAUGGUCCUGCGGCGUCAUCCUCUUUGUUCUCAUGGCCGGAUACCUCCCUUUCCAUGACCAGAACCUCAUGGCCAUGUACCGUAAGGUUUACAAGGGAGAGUUCCGAUGUCCAAGGUGGUUCUCCAAGGACCUUACUAGCCUGAUCAUGCGUUUUCUUGACACAAACCCAAGCACCAGGAUCACCUUGCCGGAGGUCAUGGAGAGCCGGUGGUUCAAGAAAGGUUUCCGGCCAGUCAAGUUCUAUAUUGAAGACGACCAGCUGUACAACGUGAUAGAUGCCGAGAAUGAUAUGCUCGACCUGGGCCUCCCAGACCCUCUUCCUCAACCAUUGCCGCCUCCACCUCCAUCUCCAUCUCCACAACAAGUUGAUGGAGACGACUCAGGGUCAGAGUCGGACGCAUCAGUCGUGUCCUGCCCUGCCACAUCGUCAUUUGAAGAGCGCCACAGGCUCCGCGGGCCACUCCCACGCCCCGCAAGCCUUAAUGCGUUCGACAUCAUAUCAUUCUCAAGGGGAUUCAACUUGUCGGGGCUGUUUGAGGAAAAAGGGGACGAGGUGAGAUUCAUCUCGGGUGAACCUAUGCCAGACAUUAUAACGAAAUUGGAGGAGAUCGCAAAUGUGAAGAGCUUCGCGGUGCGGAAGAAGGAUUGGCGGGUGAGCCUAGAGGGCACAAGGGAAGGGGUUAAGGGGCCACUAACAAUCUGCGCGGAGAUAUUUGAACUCACGCCCUCCCUUGUAGUAGUGGAGGUAAAAAAGAAGGCGGGGGAUAAGGAAGAGUAUGAUGAUUUCUGUAACAAGGAACUGAAGCCAGGAAUGCAGCAUCUUGUGCACCAGAUGGUCCCAGUUCCAAAUACACCUACCAUUUCUGAGUUGGCCGAAAGGGGCUUGAAUUUUCGAAUUUUGAGGUGAAUGUGAUGUGUUGAAGUAUGUCAAUUGCCCCAUAUAUAAGCAUAUUGCAUUGCUUGAUGCAGGCCUUCAAGGUAACAGGCGCCACCGCCCCUAGAGCUAACGGGGAUAGGGGGAGCGACUCUCCAAGCUAGAAAGAAACAGGAGUCGGGUGCAACUGACAGGAACAAGAGUUCUUGUAGUCUCGGGCACUGACGGUGAUGAGCGCGGUUACUUGGUUAACUCUGGAGAGCAUACAUAAUGUUAUCCGAGACGGGAGCUAGAUUGUGGCUGUAUAUGGUGUCGCCCUAGCUGCUGUUCAAAUGUUAUACUUUCUCUACUUAAUUAGCUGAUGAUUGUGUAUGUACUCCUGCUUAUCAGCAGAACCGAAUAAUUUUGGGUAAUCGUUAAUUCAAGGAUCGAACUGAUUGAGGAAUAAAUUGGGUGCAAUAUGCACCCUUUGGCCA
Messenger RNA from Triticum aestivum (bread wheat), 2240 nucleotides. RefSeq names its product CBL-interacting protein kinase 19. The record is from RefSeq and is a predicted model, not a curated record. Gene Ontology annotation, molecular function: protein serine/threonine kinase activity; ATP binding. Bases 205 to 1797 code for a protein of 530 amino acids. Gene Ontology annotation, biological process: protein phosphorylation; signal transduction. NCBI's taxonomy places the organism in Eukaryota, Viridiplantae, Streptophyta, Magnoliopsida, Poales, Poaceae. The transcript has 2 exons.